Molecule: messenger RNA, 4513 nt
Organism: Mytilus californianus (California mussel)
Lineage: Eukaryota; Metazoa; Mollusca; Bivalvia; Mytilida; Mytilidae
Exons: 14
Coding region: 1957-4041 (694 amino acids)
Source: RefSeq, a predicted model, not a curated record
UUAUGCCUUUAGAUUGGAACCAUUUUACCAAAACCCAUCCCCAUAUAUGCGGAUUGAGCGAAACCUAUAAAGCCUGUUUCAGUGUCUGCCGAUGAAUUUAAUAUUUAACGUGUUAUGGAAAACUGAGUUACAUUAUCUAAACAUAAAAUUAAAUCUUUUGUGACAAACGUCAAGGGAAUUUUGAAAUUAAUUUACACCGUACUUUAAACAGCUUUUUUAACUGCAAAACGCGCACUCUCUCGCUCAGCUGUAGUGGAAUAUUGUCCGGAAUUGUUUCAAACGUUUUGAACCGGAAGUUGUGGAAUUUAUUUGCCAUUUAAUCAUUUUCACUUUCACUUUCACUUUCACUUUCAUUAUGAUUUAAACUCGAGACGUUUUUACAAUGAUGACUCUAAGUCUGGAUAAAUUACAUUCAAGACCAGUUAGUGGCAUCAAUCCUAACAGGAAACGGGUGCAAGACUAAGUCCAACUAUUGGAGAGAACUAGUAGUGCUGUCAACCAUUUGAUCACACACGGAAGUGUUAUUUAUUUACUCAAAAAUAUUAAAAUGAAAAUAUAUACACAUGUUGAGAAAAAAUAAAGCUGCAAAUAAAAAAUCUUGACCAAAAAACAUAAAAAAAAAAUACAGAUGCUUGACAUUUUUUUAUAUAGAUUAGACCGUUGGUUUUCCCUGUUUGAAUGGUUUUACACUAGUAAUUUUUGGGGCCCUUUAUAGCUUACUGUUCAGUGUGAGCUAAGGCUCCAUGUUGAAGGCCGUACCUUGACCUAUUAUGGUUUAUUUUUAUAAAUUGUUACUUGGAUGGAGAGUUGUCUCAUUGGCACUCACACCACAUCUUCCUAUAUCUAUAUUUUAGCAGCUUUACUUUAUUUAGUGUAAAAUUCAUAGUGCCUAAAAUAUAGUGCAAGUGUGACGGGAUUGCUUCCCUUAGAAAACUUAGUAGAUACUUAGUCAGCCGUAAGCGGUUGAGCUAAGGAACUACUUCUUUAGCUCAGUUGGUUAACACACUAUCUUUUAACACAGAGGUCCCGGGUUUGAGUCCCGGUGAAGACUCAUGAAGACUCAUGAAGAAUCAUGCUCUCCGAUUAUAUUGGCGCCUAACAAUAAAAACCUAGGUUACAAGAAUUACCUAGCCAGGGAAAUAUAUAUAUAUAUAAAAGAUGAAGAUAUCAUCAUUAUAGUGUAUAUUGACUCUUGAGGUUGGGGAAGUGUGACGGGAUUGCUUCCCUUAGAAAACUUAGUAGAUACUUAGUCAGCCGUAAGCGGUUGGGGCUAAGGAAGUACUUCUACAGCUCAGUUGGUUAACACGCUGCCUUGUAACAUGGUUCAAGUCCCAGUGGAGACAUAUUAUUUUGCAAGAAGAAUCAUGCUCUACAGUUACACAACAUAUGACCGUCAAAACAUGAUAACCAAGUCACUUCUGAUCAGAUGAGUUUUAUUUAGUUUCCAUCAAAACAUGUAUUAUUAUUGCACUUAAACGGUUUGUGCAGUAAUGGUUUCCACUAAAACUAAAUUUAAAUGUUAUUAGUUUUUUCAACUGGUAUAGAAUUGUAUACUUGUUUUGUACACUACUCAGUACUGCAUCAAGAUCUAUUUACAACUAAUACUACAUCAAAUUAUAGUUUGUGGAGUAAUAAAUGAAUCUUGCUUUCUGUUGGUGUGUUCGUUUAUCAUCUAUCUAAAUUGACUCCUUAAGUAUUCUUAAACCUGUAAAUGAAUAUAAGUAAAACUUUACACAGUGGUAAACAAAACUUUAUGAGUAUUUAAUUGAAACAUUAUUAAACAACCGAAAAUACCUUUUUUAUUGGCUGUGAACUGCGUGUCAGUAUCUGCAAGUACUCUUAGAUAUUUACAUCAUGUACAUUGGCAAUUAUACCACAAAUUCUUAUUUUUAUAUUGACACUAUGCAUGUAUAAUAUAAUGGAAGACACAUUAAAAUUUAUUUUAUUUAUUGUAGAAUGAAGAGAAUACGCUUCACUAAGAAGCCCCCAAAGAUUAAGAAGAUAGUAUAUGAUGGAAAAAGACCACAAACAAAAUAUGUUAGGCUAGAUGCUUCAUUAUCCAGCAAACAAGAAGAUACUGUUAUUGAAACAGAUCGUGAUGAAAUUUUUAAACAAAAACUGGAUAUAAAUUUAGAACUUAUAAAUGAAGAUCAUCUUGACCAAGAAGUACCAGCUAAAAAUAGUUAUGCAGGAAAGAAAAAAAAGCUCAUUGAAGCAUGGGAGGGAUUAAGAGAAGGCCUGAUAUUGACUAGACUACAGGAGCUUAGUCCAGCAACGCAUGAGUGUGGGUUUUGUGAUGAUGUACAACCCAACAUUAUUAUUUGUCAAGAUUGUGGGCCUCAGGCAUAUUAUUGUUCAAGUUGUUGUGAGAGAGUACACAGAAAUAUCUUAUUUCACAAACCACACCAAUGGAAGGGAUCUAUGUAUGUACCAAUAGAGCUAGUUAAUGAGCUAACCAGAAAAGAUCACAAAUGUGACCAGGCAUUUUUCAGCAACAUUUAUGCUGUUGAUAUGAAAGGAACACAACAUAUCUGCAAAAUCCAGCUUUGUAGAUGUGAAACUGCAGCAGCAACCCUAUUACGGUACAAUUUAUGGCCAGCAACACCAUCAAAUCCUAGAAUUGCCUUUGAUAUUCGUUUCAUGGAGUUGCUCUCGGUAUUACACCUGGAAUGUCACCUGCCUACAAAAUCUUUUUGUGAUGCCUUGGGAUUCUUAAAAUCAAACUUUAUAAAUUUGGCUACAGAUGAUGAAAAGAAUAUUUACCGUGCUGUUGUUGGUGAUUGUUUGACAGAAUACAAUUAUCACCGGUCCACAUUGAACACUAGGCACACUAUAACUGAAUCAUCUUUUACCAGAGAAUGUCCAAUAUGCUUGAAGAACCCCCCAAUAAUCUCUAUGGAUGCUAAUUUUGGUCUUGUACACAAACGGUCAUCAGGUGAAGGUCAUGGCAGACAUUCUUCCAGACAUAAAGACCUUUUUUUUAGAAACCAUGACAACAUGAAAAGUUUCAUCGAUGAUUAUUCUGUCCAGAAAGGUACUAAUUAUGAAUGUUCCAAUUUUCAAGCAGGAGACAACAUUCGAUCCAAGAUCAAGAAUGGCAAACUGGAUGUCACAGGUGUCUUUGGUAGUGUUUGCAAACAUGAUAUUCCAUUCCAUUUUAUGGACCUGUCUCAUGGUGAAAGACUUAGCUAUCCAGUUUACAUUUUGAAGUGUUUAUUAGAAACCAGAACUGAUAACCUUGUAGUUAUGUACGAUAUUGCAUGUAUGCUGCACAAACAUUUGAAGAAGAACAAUUGUGAAGAAAUGCUAGAAAAGUGUACAUUUGCUAUUCCUGUCUUUCACAGCUUUGCACACAACAUGGCUUGUCAGUUGUCCUAUGGUCAACGAUUUGUAACAGGUACAGGAUUGACAGAUGGUGAAGGCAUAGAGAGGUUGUGGUCUUAUCUAAGGGGAUUUAGAAAAAUCACAAAGGAAAUGUCCCUUAAUAACAGACAAGAUCUUUUGACAGAGGCAAUGCUGCACCAUAGUGAAAAAACUAUAUACAGUUUAGGGACAAGAAUGAUAACCAGACUAGAAAAAUGUGACACAAUCAUAGAGAACACAGAAAAAGUUAUUCAAGAUAUCCUAAUAGAGUUAGAAGAAUCUGAAGAAGCAGUAAUUGAUUGGCAGAUGGAAUGGAAGUUGCAAUGUCAUAUUAAAGGACGAAAAAAUGUUUUUCUGACAGUUGAUGAACAAUAUGCUGAAAGCUUAGACAACCUGGAAGAAAAGAAACAGCUUUUAAAAACUGCAGAUACAGUUAGUUCAAGAAAAGACCUUGAAAAGAAUAUUGAAAGGUUAUCAAAGAUUUGUAAUAAUCUAAAAAGGAGGACAAGUUACAAAAUCAAUCUACAAGAAGAACCAGGAAUUACUCUUCUAUGUUCCAUUAAGAAAAAGAAGAAACAUUUUAUUCUAAAGAAAUUGAAAGAUUUGGCAACAGAUAGACAGUAUUUGUCUAGUUGUAUGAAAAAAUAUGCAGGUAAAUUUACAAUUGUGGAAGUAUAAAUAAAUUGAGGUUAUCUUGAUAUGGACAGAUUGACAUCGUGAAAUAACAAAGUUAUGGGGUUCAUAAAAUGAGGGGGAUUUUCCAGUUUUCAGACAAUAACUCAAAAAUGCUUUCGGCAGUUCUCAUGAAACUUUGGAGAAUUGUUUAUAUCUAUUGAUGUUAGCUCCCUUUAGACUUUUAGAAUUUUUAGAUUUUACGUUUCCGAGUUAUGGAGUUUUAUUCAUUAAAAAAGGGGGGAUUUUCCAGUUUUCGGACAAUAACUCAAAAAUGCUUUCAGCAAUUCUCAGUAAACUUUGGUGAAUUGUUUAUAUCUAUUGAUGUAAGCUCCCUUUUGAAUUUCAUAAAUUUCAAAUAUGACAUUGAGAAGAAAUUGAACUUUAUUCUUUGAAAUUGUGACAGGCGUAUCAUGCGCUCAUGGCGCAGCUGUUAAUUCAAAUCUGUGUUUGCAGCUUCUUCAUGUUUUCGUUUCUA